This is a messenger RNA of Hibiscus syriacus, 651 nucleotides long. Its product is annotated as 60S acidic ribosomal protein P1-like. Gene Ontology annotation, biological process: cytoplasmic translation; translational elongation. Bases 101 to 472 code for a protein of 123 amino acids. The record is from RefSeq and is a predicted model, not a curated record. Gene Ontology annotation, molecular function: ribonucleoprotein complex binding; protein kinase activator activity; structural constituent of ribosome. NCBI's taxonomy places the organism in Eukaryota, Viridiplantae, Streptophyta, Magnoliopsida, Malvales, Malvaceae. Gene Ontology annotation, cellular component: cytosolic large ribosomal subunit; ribosome. The transcript is spliced from 4 exons.
AAAGCUGAAGAAAAACCCUAGUGAAACACUUUGCCCUGAACUUUGAGUAGCGGCUGUUCAGAUUCUGCCUAUCCCCAGAUUUUCUCUUUCAGUUGAAACGAUGUCUUCGGUUGGUGAAGCUGCUUGCUCUUACGCUGCUCUGAUUCUCCAUGAUGAUGGCAUCCCCAUUAACUUAUCCUCUAUGCAUUUUCAUUUGUUUGCUGAGAAGAUUGCAACUUUAGUUAAAGCUGCAAAUGUUUCCGUUGAAUCUUACUGGCGGAGUUUGUUCGCUAAGCUUUUCGAGAAGUGCGACAUAGAGAAUCUUAUAACCAAUGUGGGUGCCGGUGGUGGCGGUGCUCCGGUUGCUGCUGCUGCACCUGUUGCAGCAGUUGGUGGAGGCAGUGCUGCUGCACCAGCUCCUGCUGAAGAAAAGAAGAAGGAAGAGCCAGAGGAGGAGAGCGAUGAUGAUUUGGGAUUCGGUUUGUUUGAUUAGAAAGAUCAUUUCAGUUCCUGUUUUAGUUACAUUACUGGGUUAAUGCAUUAAACUUUGACAGUCGUUGUUUUGGGAUUUAUUUGUAUUAGUAUUUGUCUGUUUUGAUUAAUCUUCUUUUGAGAAUUGUAUGUUUGAAUCUUUUUGUGUACAUACAAGUCUUCUGGACCAAAUUUUGCCAU